GAUUCAUAACUGUUAGAGAAUUGGCUCGUAAAAAUGCUCAUGUAUUCGUUGCAAGUCGUAAUAAAGAGAAAGGUGAAUCAGCCAUAGAACAAAUAAAAAAAGAAACAAAAAAUGAAGCUAUAGAAUUUUUGCAAUUGGAUUUAUCAAGUUUAAAUUCAGUUAAACAUGCUUCUGAAACAUUUUUGGCUAAAAAAUUACCAUUGCAUAUUCUUAUUAACAAUGCCGGUAUUAUGGCAACCGCAUUUGAACUAACUCAAGAUGGUAUCCAGGAUCAGUUUGGUGUUAAUCAUAUUGGUCAUUUUCUCUUCACAAUCUUAUUAUUACCAACCAUCAAAGCUUCGGCUCCAUCACGUAUUAUCAAUGUUAGCAGUAUCGCUCAUCGUGUUACUCCUCCAGCAGGAAUAGAAUUUGAUAAAUUGAAUGAUCCGAAUGCUCAUACUACCUUUCAAAGAUAUGGUCAGGCGAAACUCGCAAAUAUUUUGUUUACCAUUGAACUUAAUAAAAGACUUUCAGGAACCGAUACAGAAUUAUAUCGUAAUAUUUCUUCCAAUUGGGGAUCUUGGAUUAAGCCAUUUGUUUCUAUAGGAACAUUUUUCAUGUUAUCACCUGAAGAUGGUGCGUUAACACAACUCUAUUGUGCUACAAGUCCUGAAAUCGAAGAAAAAAAUUAUCGUGGAAAAUAUUUUAUACCAUUUGCUAAAUUAAGUGAAACUACUGUUCAAGGUAAAGAUGAAGAAUUAGCAAAAAAAUUAUGGGAUUUUUCUGAAAAUCUUGUUAAAGAAAAGUUGGGUGACGACGUUUUUAUGGUUCUAAUUGGUGUUAUAGAUGCCAAACAAAUUUUCUUAAACAUAAUUUCCACAAGUGGACUAGUGGUGACAUCAAAGAUUGAUUCAAUUAUUCAGCAAACACAGCUUGAUGCCAAAGUAUGUGUAAAUUAUCUUGAAUGGAUUUCAUUCGAUGAUUUUGAUUUUGUUAAAUACCACGCAAGAGGCACGUUCAGUGUCAUUUAUUCUAGUAUUUGGUUGGAUGAUCUUGCUGACAUUGGAUUAAAUGUUCCUGCUAAUG
Molecule: messenger RNA, 1065 nt
Organism: Scutellospora calospora
Lineage: Eukaryota; Fungi; Glomeromycota; Glomeromycetes; Diversisporales; Gigasporaceae
Source: the annotation of a GenBank genome assembly